Molecule: messenger RNA, 1240 nt
Organism: Schizophyllum commune H4-8
Lineage: Eukaryota; Fungi; Basidiomycota; Agaricomycetes; Agaricales; Schizophyllaceae
Exons: 5
Coding region: 356-1051 (231 amino acids)
Source: RefSeq, a predicted model, not a curated record
GGUGAGAGCCUUUGGAUGCGAAGGUUAAUAGACGUACAAUAACAGGCUGCUCCAUUGGAGUCUCUUCGUACGACACAAGAAAGCCACAAGAACUAGCACCUCUAUGUUCAUUGCAUCGCUGGUGGUGGUACCGUCCGAGUCGCUCAAGUUUGUUUGCGUGCAACUGUGAAUGUCAUCCGGUAUCCCCCUGCGACUGCGCUCUUCGCCAUGAACUAGUAUCUAAUCAACGCUAGUACGCCUGUUAGGCCGUAAUCAGCCGUACUGGAUAUACACAGCGAUCCUCGCUGCGACGUCAGUGCGAUCGAGGCUGGUUCAUUUCCGCUUCUCGCUUCCCUCCUUCACGUUCUUGCGACCCAUGUCUCUCGCUAAGAUCCCUUUUCUUGUCUCCGUCAUCUGGGGCAUCAACCAUGGCUUAAUAUCGCCUAACCGACCCUUAGCGUGCGACCGUCCAUUAUCUCGCCCUCUCGUCGAAAGGUACUACGUACCGUGCAUGGAGAUAGUCCGAAAAAUCCUCUGCGCUAUCAGCCUUAUCGAGGUUGCCCUCAUCACCAACAGUCACUUGCCCUCAUCACCAUUUGCCUCCUGCAUCCCGGAUGCCCUCAUGCCUAUUGGCGGAUUGCAGAGCCUUCGAAUCACGACGCCGUUCAUACUAGGCUGUCUUCUCAACGCACUCGGAACCCUCAUCCGCAUCCACUGCUAUCGGAAACUUGGCAGCGCCUUCACCUUCGAGCUCGCCAUCCGCCGCGAGCAGGCGCUUGUCACCGACGGCGCCUAUAGCAUCGUCCGGCAUCCCGGGUACACCGGUGGAUAUAUGGUCGUCGCGGGAUGGUUUCUAGCGCAGAUGUCAUCCGGAUGUUGGGCGAGGGAGUACCCUGAGAAAACAGCCUCGCUGAGUGCGACUGCCCUUUGGCUAGGCCUUCUAUUUCCUCUACUCGUCGGGACAUUCCUGCGCAUCGACGCCGAGGAGAUGAUGUUGAAGGGGCGGUUUGGCAAAGAGUGGGAAGAGUGGGCGAAGAGGGUACCCUACAAGCUGGUGCCGCGGGUUUGGUAAACUCCAAGGGCAUAUCUUUCCAAGUGCCAAUUACAAUUAAAUGGCAGCGACGUGUGCCGAGAACUAUAGAUUUCGAAGGGCCCUGCUGAGAACGGAACAGGAAUAAUUUUUCUCCGUCGACAGUCCAUUGACCUCUUGUCUCCGAUCGAAACUGGGCAUGCUCCUGAUCCUAUACGCCCCAGGUCUGCA